Messenger RNA from Fusarium sp. VM40, 723 nucleotides. The record is from the annotation of a GenBank genome assembly. Lineage: Eukaryota; Fungi; Ascomycota; Sordariomycetes; Hypocreales; Nectriaceae.
AUGACCAACCAGAAGCACGUGGUCUUCGACGUCGUCGGCACCUGCGUGUCAUUCGAUGCCUUCUAUAACGGCAUCGACCGCGUCAUCGGCGAAAAGCUGGCUGCCAAAAACAUCACAGCCACUGCAUUCGGCUACACUUGGAUGACGGCAGCCGAGCUCGAGUUCACCUUUCUCUCCGUCUCUGAGCGCCAUCGUCCCUACAAGGAUGUCCUGCGCGCCUUGUUCUUCCGCACGCUGUUCAUGGUUGGCGUUGCGGCACCAAGGGACCUCGCCACAGAUGCGGAAAGGGACGCCUGCGUCCAGGCAUACUCGGAGCUCGAGUUGCGUCCCGGGGCGAAAGAGUGCUUCGCGAUAUUGAGAGACGCCGACUUCACGGUGUGGUGUUUGACAACGGGUGAUGCCAAGCGGGUGGGAGGAUAUUUUGAGCGUGCCGGCGUUGACAUGCCUCUGGAGAACCUCAUCAGCUGCGAUGGGCAGGGCGUGGCCAAACCGGCGUUGGCGGCGUACAAGCCAACCCUAGCUCGAUUCGCACCCGAUGAUCUCAAGUGGUUUGCCGCUGCUCACAUGUGGGAUGUGUCUGCUGCAGUAAAGGUUGGGUUCCGGGGUGCUUAUUGCACAAUAUAUGAACAGGAUCCUUGCGCCGACAUAUUCGACGCGCAGAUGGAGGUUAUGGCUGACACGCUGCCAGAGAUGGCAAAGGGGAUCGUAAAAGCAUCGCUUUAA